Messenger RNA from Labrus bergylta (ballan wrasse), 5645 nucleotides. Lineage: Eukaryota; Metazoa; Chordata; Actinopteri; Labriformes; Labridae. The record is from RefSeq and is a predicted model, not a curated record.
UGUGAGCCGCUCGGUGUGGAAGCAGGCAAACGUGGCCAGUGACCUGUGGGAAAAGCUGACAGCACGCUGUGUGGACCGCCACAGACACAUGGAGCGGACAUUAGAGCGUCUACUUCAGAUCCAGGCGGCGAUGGAGGAGCUGGCUGUGGCCUUGGAGCAGGCGGAGGGGGUGCGAGACGCCUGGGAGCCUGUGGGAGACCUCUUCAUCGACUCUCUGCAGGACCACAUAGACGCCACCAAGCUUUUUAAGGAGGAGCUGACGCAGGUGAAGGAGGGCAUGAAGCACGUCAAUGAUCUGGCCCACCAGCUGGCUAUCGCUGAUGUCCAUUUGUCGAUGGAGAACGCCGCCCUAGAGCAUCUCAACAGCAGAUGGAAAGUGCUUCAGGGUUCCAUAGAGGAGCGGCUGAAGCAGCUCCAGGAUGCACAUAGGGACUUUGGCCCUGGAUCACAGCACUUCCUCUCCAGUUCAGUGCAGAUCCCGUGGGAGCGUGCCAUCUCCCCGAACAAAGUGCCCUACUACAUCAACCAUCAGGCCCAGACGACGUGCUGGGACCAUCCAAAGAUGACAGAAUUGUACCAAGCACUCGCGGAUCUGAACAACAUCAAGUUCUCAGCAUACAGAACAGCUAUGAAGCUGCGGCGAGUUCAGAAGGCUUUGAGAUUGGAUCUGGUGGCACUGAACGGCCUUGGGGAGGUGUUUCGGGAGCAGGAGCUGCAGCAGGGGGAGCAUGUGAUGGAUGUGGUGGAAAUGAUCCACAGCCUGACGGCUCUGUACGAGAGGCUGGAAGAGGAGAGGUCUAUCCUGGUCAACAUUCCACUCUGCGUUGACAUGUGCCUCAACUGGCUGCUCAACGUCUACGACAGUGCUCGGAAUGGCAAAAUGCGAGUCCUCAGUUUUAAGAUGGGAUUGGUGAGCUUGUGCAAUGCAGACGUCCAGGAGAAGUACAAAUACUUAUUCCGUCAGGUGUCGGGUUCUGGAGGUGUGACAGACCAGCGUCAUCUCAGCCUGCUUCUCCAUGAAGCGAUCCAGAUCCCCCGUCAGUUGGGUGAAGUUGCUGCUUUUGGAGGCAGCAACGUGGAGCCCAGCGUGCGUAGCUGCUUCCGCAUGGCCCCAGGGAAACCUGCCAUCGAGGUGUCUCACUUCCUGGAGUGGAUGAGCCUGGAGCCCCAGUCGAUGGUUUGGCUGCCUGUCCUGCAUCGUGUGGCUGCAGCAGAGUCGACCAAGCACCAGGCCAAAUGUUACAUCUGCAAACAGUGUCCUAUCAAGGGCUUCAGGUAUCGCAGUCUGAAGCAGUUCAAUGUGGACAUCUGCCAGACGUGUUUUCUAACCGGCCGCACUACCAAGGGAAAGAAGCUGCACUACCCCAUCAUGGAGUACUACACACCAACAACCUCGGGAGAGAAGAUGAGGGACUUUGCCAAGACUCUGAAGAAUAAGUUCAGAUCAAAGCAGUACUUCUCCAAACACCCUCAGAGAGGUUACCUGCCCGUGCAAUCUGUGCUGGAAGCUGAGAGCUCUGAGACACCGUGCUCGUCACCCAAGCUGCCCCAUGCAGACACGCACAGCAGGAUCGAACAUUAUGCCAGCAGGUUGGCAGAAAUGGAGAGCCAGAAUUGUUCAUUCUUCACGGACAGCCUGUCUCCUGAUGAAAGUCUGGAUGAAGAUCAGUACCUCCUGCGUCACUCCAGCCCUGCCCUGGACAAUGACUCACCCUGCGGACAGCACAUGCUGUUGGCCCACCUGGAGCACCAGGACAAGGAGCAGCUCCAAUGCACCCUCGCCCGCCUGGAGAACGAGAACAGGGUGCUACAGGGCGAGUACAGGAGGCUGAAGUGGAAGCACGAAGAGGCAGCAUCGGUUCCCAUGCUGACUGAGGCUGGAGAGGGAGGUCCAGGUUCACCCACAGCAGAGGGGCAGCAGGAUGAGGAGCUGCUGGCUGAGGCACGGGUCCUCCGGCAACACAAAACGCGUCUGGAGACACGAAUGCAGAUCCUGGAGGACCACAACAAACAGCUGGAGUCCCAGCUGCGCAGGCUCAGGGAGCUACUGCUACAGCCCAAAGAUGAUUCAGAGGCCAAUGGAUCAGAACCGUCAACUUUGUCAUCUCCUGUGUCCGGAGGGGGACACCACGGGGAGCCGGCCAGCAGGGAGACCACUGAUACUGAAGCAGCAGGAGAUUAUAUGGAGCACGAACAGGACACGGUGCUGCAGCUCCAGGAGGUAAUCGAGCAGCUGAGAAAUGUCUUCCCCUCUGAACCGGGCACCACCUCACACAUCUAACCCUGAGUGGGCCUAAAGGGGCAGGGAGAAAGCCCGUAAGGACGCUUGACGGCCGAGGGAGGAGCUCCAUAUGGCUCAGGUCGGCCACAAUCCACCGGGCGCUGUGACCACUGCAGCAGCUAUGAUACCCAGAGCUUAACCCUCCACUGGAACUCUGUGCACUAAAAGCCUUUUUCAUGCAAACUGCUAAAGGCUCACGCUGAUGUCCGUUUGGCCAGGUCGUGCUUUAAAACUUGCAGUGGCGCAGCCUGACACCAUGUUAACCAGCCAAAGGAAACUAAAGUAAGCAGCAGGUCAGGGAGACUUUGAAGUAAAAGGAAAAUGCUCAGCCAAGACACUGUGUUCUACCAGUAUCUGUGUAGUCAUUCGAGGGUGUGAAGCUUUAUAUCAGUCCACAGCACAAAUUGGACCAAUGAUUUAAAGGACUCUUAAAAAAAAAUGCAAAAAGGAAUGAGAAGAAAAUACCCUUGUUUGGUCGGAAUGCCUCUAUCUUCAGUGUUUGUGUGCGUUUUUUUUUUUCCAUGAAUGUCUUAUCAUGGUUUGUAUUUUUGUUUUUGAAGGGAGGUGGUGCGUUAAAGCUCGCUAGCGUAAACUAGAUCAGGGUUGGGUGAGUCCAUUUCAUGUGGCUGCGUGGUGCGGAUUGUCAGGGAGUUGACAGCAACCACAACAAGCUUAAUUACUUUGUGAGAAUGACACAUCAUGAGUUAAAUCCAUGUUUAUUUAAGACAGCCAAAGUGCCCGCUAGCACAGCGCCUCUGUAUGCACACACUGUGUUUCUCUUAUCCUCCCUAAAUGCUUGUUGCUGUCACUGCUUGCCUCUCCUAAGUGAGCCCCUUACGCACAUGCAAAACCACUUGCACCCGCUGUAUGUGCACACACACACAUGUAUGCUGCUACAUCCAUACUAAUGCACCUGUCCCUCAUUGUGCACAGCUACACAAACUGCUCCCUGCUCGAUCGCUUACACGUGCUGAACUGCAUCCCAGGAACACCGACCUCCAUGAAAAUUGAGCGUCAUUCAUCUCGUUGUCUCGCAGGAUUCAGACAAGCUUUCAGUUUGUAUUGUGACUGAAAUUGGGGGUUUUUGUUGAGGAAAUGUCUUCUGAUAAAUGUCAGACCUCCUCUCUGUAAUCUUUGUCUUCUCCUGCUGUGUGCAAAGAAAGAAGAGGAGGGAGCUCUAGGCAGAAUAGCGUCAGGCUGAAGCUCUCUCUCUCUCUCUCUCUCUCUCUCUCUCUCUGUCUGCAAGGCCAAUUCUAGACACUACAGGGAGUGAUGCAAGGCCGCCAUGACAUGAUAUUCCACUGACUUCUUCCUUAAUGAUCCCCUCUCUUCAUGUAGAUUCGCAAAGAACAGUCACUAUUGACCAACACGCCCAAUUUUCAGUGCUAAUGCAGACUUAAUUGCUUUUAGAUUUACAAGAAGACAAGUAGCUGAAAUGGCUUUGCCCUCACGGUAUCAAGGUCAUUGGGCGCAUUCUGUUUAGACACAGCACAGUCAAUUAAUGCCUUAAAACCAAACUAAAUCCAUAUAAAGUAAGGGUUUAUGGCCUUCCCCCCCCCUUAUGUGCUAUAUUUUCAAGGAAGGAGGUUGCAUCAGCUGCCUAUUUGUGAGUCUGCUUCUGUCACACCCUAGACAGGCUGUAGUUCAUUUGAGGAAAAUUAGACAAGUGUGCGUGAGCAUCCAUUCAUUGAAAACCAACUAAAUAGUGCUUUUAUAGGUUAACCUAUGUUGCCGGGCUGAUGCUUGGAGGGACAAAAGAUCUGAGAGAUAAGAGGAAAGGUGGUAGAGAGGGAAGAAAAAUACAAUCCAUUUAUUGCUCGAGGGCUGGUGGGAGAGAUCCACUUUGAUGUGCCUGCCACAGCGAGAAAUCUCCAGAAGCAAGACAAGAGAUUGCCUGAAACCAGUAAGCUGUGGCUCCGUGUGUUUCUCCGCAAUCACACCACUUGAUUCUCACAGAAAAGACGGGAGAUUUACACAGAAAGGAACUCAUCUUUAUUCUUAAAAAAAAAAAAAAAAAAAAAAAAACACGCUAUGACCUCAUAUACAUGAGUUUGAAACCCAUGUUCCUGCACUCAUUACCCCUCCAGGCACACAGCGCUCACAUUUUGACAUCAUCCUCCCUUCUCAGCACUCAGCCUACCUGUACGUUUAUGAUUCUGUUGCUUGGGAACUGUCCCCCAAGCAUGCAGAAACACAGGUUUGUGAGUCGGUAGUGUGAUAAGCUGUUCUUAAUACAAAUGCUUGUAGCCUUAAGGGAAGCGAAAGUCAGCGCUGCUCCCCUCUUCUCCACUUCCGCUUCCACUGUUAAAGACGAGUCAUUAUCAUCUGUUGAAUCCAUCUCCACUUUAAGUGCAUCUCUCACAAGUCAGAACAAAGGGCAGCAGAAUAAACUCGACAAGCAAUGUUUACUCGUUUUAUUUAUUGGUAGUCACAGAUCUCAUUUCUCAUUGAUGAUCACCCGGCAGCCUCGCACUCCAUUCUGCGGUAUGUGGGCGCACAUAAUGAUGUAACAGUGACGCGUGAAUAAACAGCAGAGGAGGGAUUCCCCAUAGGGCCGCGUGUCAACAUUUGUCAUGUUUGUUUUCAGACAAUAAUGAGGAGGCAGUCUGAAAUGAAUAUAUUUUGUGGUCCCAUGACAGAUUAUUAUACAUCAGUUUUUCCACAUGCUAAACAGACUUUUGUGGUCCUCCAGUUGCACGAGAGUCACACAUCUCAUCGACUUAUCUGAUCCAUGCGCAAGUUCCUUUACCAGUAGCAGCUCCCUAUAUUCCUAACACAUAGUAAAACUCGCCCUGCUCUCUCUUUAUCGCUCUCUGCGGUGCAACUGAAGUUGUUUGAUUGAAGAAGAAGGCUCUCCACGGAGGCAAGAGUCACCCAGAGGACACAGCCAUUUCGCUCCAGUCGUCAUGUAGCCGGCCGACCCGGUAAUGGCUCCAAUCAUUACCCUCCAUGUCUACUGUCAUGUAUCCAAAGCUUAGAAUAAGGACACAUGCGCUUCUCAUGACAGGGCAAUGAAUCACCUAACCUCAAACACCAUGGUGUUUAAAACACUAACACAUAUACACACACACUCAUAACUCACUGGUGGACUGAGGUUACUCAUUUGUUUUUUUUUGUUUUUUUUUAAAUCACCAUUAAUAUACCUCAUUAAUCAUUCAACUGUUUAUUUUUUAACGGGUUUUGAUUUGAUGUUUUUGUCCAGCACUCAAACACUUCUUGCUGUCUUUUCUCUGGAGUUUUUAAUCUGUGAAAAAAAGAAAAAAAGGUUUUCUGAAGAAAGGCUUUUUACUGUAAUAACAAGUGGGUUACUGGCUGCUUUCUACUCUUUGUGUACAGAAAUAAAAAAAACUUUGUAUUUGCCAAA